Messenger RNA from Pollicipes pollicipes, 1149 nucleotides. RefSeq names its product acetylcholine receptor subunit alpha-type acr-16-like. Gene Ontology annotation, biological process: monoatomic ion transmembrane transport. The transcript has a single exon. NCBI's taxonomy places the organism in Eukaryota, Metazoa, Arthropoda, Thecostraca, Pollicipedomorpha, Pollicipedidae. The coding region runs from base 130 to 819 and encodes 229 amino acids. Gene Ontology annotation, molecular function: transmembrane signaling receptor activity; extracellular ligand-gated monoatomic ion channel activity. Gene Ontology annotation, cellular component: membrane. The record is from RefSeq and is a predicted model, not a curated record.
GCCAUCGGCUAGCGCACACCGCACUCGUCGUGCUCCCUUCGGGCCUCCUCCUGUCGAAGCUCGAGGACACCGCCCUCCGAGAGGACCGCGGAGCUCCCGUUCCGUCAGCACACGCCUCUUGCGAUCACCAUGCGUGCUCUGCUCGCCUUGUCUCUGCUGGCCGUGGUGACGGUCAGCUCCGCACUGAAUGAGGAGCUCGAGCUUCGCCAGCUCCUGCUCUCGCGGCCGGAGCGCAUGAUCCGACCGGCGAGCGUCUACAACGACAGCAUCAACGUCAUCGUCGGCUUGAUGGCGACAGACGUCGAGGUGGACGAGCGCCGCAACACGGCCACCGUCAGCGGCUGGCUGCACAUCGAGUGGGAUAGCCCUGCGCUCGCCUGGACCGACUUCCCGGCCGGCGACGGCGUGAGCCGCACACGCCUGCCGCUCUCCGAGAUGUGGUGGCCCGACCUCCUGCCGUACAACAUGGUGCCCUCGGCGGGCGCCGAGUGGCUGCGCGCCACGCCGGCGAUGAUCUGGCGCGGCGGACGCGUCAUGGUCGUCCCGAUGGUGACCAUCACCGUCCGCUGCAGCCGCAACGUCACCGACGACUCGGACCAGCUCAGCUGCCCCAUCAAGAUCGGCUCGUGGACGCACAGCGUGGAGGAGCUGGAUCUGCAGUCGACCGCUGACACAGUCGACGUCUCCAACAUGGCGGCCAACGGCGCCUGGAAGGUGGCCAGCUCGUCGGUGGUGCGAGAGGUGGAGACGUACGACUGCUGUCCGGAGGAGUACGUCAAGCUCGACAUAGAGCUUGUCCUGCGUCCGCAGCGCUGCUAGCCGUGUCGUCGGGCCGCCGCAGCUCCGCCAGACGACAGGGCAGAGCAGGCUGCGGCUGCGGCUCGGGUCCAGCUCAGGUCGCCACGUGAACCGAGCAGCGUCAACUAGAGUGGAACAGAAUGGUUUGGACCGUUGCCCAGCGAAGAUCUUGCGCAGGUUGUCAUGCUGCUCCACAUUCCUUGUGCUUUGCAUGAGGUUUCUAUGAUGUGGAGACGCAAAACAAUAGUUGUGUUAAAUGUUGGAGGUUUGUCCCUCGGCCAUGCACCAACGUGGCUGGAAAGCCACUGAUUCCAAAAUGUGCAACAGAAUAUAAUUUUCGUACAAGGAAAA